GAGAAGGCCGGCGCUGUCUACCCGGAAGUGCCGAGACUGCUUGAUGGGCUGUCUAUGGGAAAAGCCAUGUGAGAGCUGAGGUACGACGGUAACGUUUAGUAAAGGAGGAAGCGAAGUCGGUAUUCUUCUGAAGAUGACCGCUCAGGAGAUGCGUCUGUGCGGUCUCCUCUUGAGAGAGCACUUUGGUGAAGUGGUGGAGAAAGUCGGCGUUCACCUCCUGCGCAGUGGCACUCUCAAUCUGCGUGCUCUGGCUCAUGAAACCAGCACUUCUCUCGACCUGGUAAAAAAGUGUCUGUGUGUUCUGGUGCAGCAUGGUAUGGCUAAGUUUGGUCCAGGCCGCCGGGGUCCUGCUGGUCCUGUGGAGUACCAGUUAAAUAAUGAGCGGGUUCUCUACAUGCUCCGGUACCCGCGCUACAUCUACACGGCUAAGAGUCUGUACGGAGACACGGGAGAGCUGGUUAUAGAGGAGAUACUGCAGCGAGGUCAGAUGACCAUGAGCAGUGUGGUCAGGACUGUAGCAGAUAGAUUGACACAGAACAUGGAGGAUGGCCAGAGUAUGGACUACAACGAGGUGAUGACUGCAUUCUCUCGGUUGGUGGAGACUCAUUUCCUUCAGCGCUGCCCUCCAGUGGAUAGUUCGGGAACAUCAUCCUCAGAAACUUCAGAUUCUACUGCUAAUGCAACACCUCAGUCUGCUCAGCCAGAGAGCCACCCAGACUGUUAUAAACUUCCCCAGAUCCAUCUCUCUGGUCGGGGGAAACGUAGGCGAUCAAGUGGAGAUGCAGAAGCAAAUGAUAGACGAGCGAAGAGAGCCAAACUGGACAACACAGAGGUGUCGGGUGAUGAGGGAAUUUACUGGCAGGUGAAUUUCGAGAGAUUUCACUUACAUUUUAGACAUCAGGCCAUCAUCGGCGCUGUAGCCUCCAAGCUGGACCAGACCAGCAGUGAGAUUGUUAGGACAAUGCUGAGAAUGAGUGAAGUGACAACACCAGCUAAUGCUGCCUACACGCAAGCCAUUUCAGCUAACGAGAUUUUCCGAGCGCUCCCUACCAGUUACAACAUCGGCAGACCCAUCCUGGACCAGUACCUGACUCUAUUGGUGGAUGAUCCGAUGGAGUUUGUGGGUAAGGCGGGUGACAGCGGAGGAGGAAUGUAUGUCGUCAAUCUACAUCGAGCGUUGGCUAACCUGGCCAGAGCUACCCUGGAGUCUGUAGUCCAGGAGAGAUUCGGUUCACGAUCAGCUCGGAUUUUCCGCCUGUUGUUACGGAAGAAGCACUUAGAGCAGAAGCAGGUGGAGGAUUUCGCCAUGAUUCCAGCGAAGGAGGCUAAAGACAUGCUGUACACGCUGCUGUCUGAGAACCUGGUCCAACUCCAGGAAAUCCCAAAGACCCCAGACCACGCUCCUUCCCGUACGUUUUACCUCUACACUGUUAACCAGCUGCCCACCGCCAGGCUCCUUCUGCAGAACUGCUACAAGACGGUGGGGAACCUGAUAGAGAGGAGACUAUUUGAGACCAAAGAAAACAAACGCCACUUGGAGAAGUCCCAGCGUAUAGAAGCAAUCCUGGCUUCCCUGCAGGCCACCGGGGCAGAGGCGGCUCAGCUGGCCGAGGUGGAAGAGAUGAUCACUGCACCUGAGAGACAGCAGCUAGAGGCUCUCCGCCAUCAUAUCAACAAGUUGGAUUCGAGUGAAAACCAGGUGGAUGAGACCAUAUUCCUUCUAGAGUCUUAUGUAACUUCAGCUGCAUCCUCACGCUGACACGACAGUGGGUGUUUAAUUAGAUGUAGUUCCUGAAAUUGUUGGGUUUGUGUCUGUGGAGUAGGAGACUCACAAAUAUGUAACAUUUGGUGGGUUGCUUUGUAUUUUUGCUACUUGUUUAGUUGAUUAUUUAAGGUAUAAAGAAGGAAAAAUAGCAACUUCUGCCAUGUUGUUGGAUUGUGUAUUAAUAAAAGAUCUUGAGUUCAUGAA
Molecule: messenger RNA, 1969 nt
Organism: Clarias gariepinus (North African catfish)
Lineage: Eukaryota; Metazoa; Chordata; Actinopteri; Siluriformes; Clariidae
Gene: polr3c
Product: polymerase (RNA) III (DNA directed) polypeptide C
Exons: 15
Coding region: 134-1759 (541 amino acids)
Biological process (GO): DNA-templated transcription
Cellular component (GO): RNA polymerase III complex
Molecular function (GO): single-stranded DNA binding
Source: RefSeq, a predicted model, not a curated record